This is a messenger RNA of Otolemur garnettii (small-eared galago), 804 nucleotides long. It is a transcript of the gene CHAC2, whose product is annotated as ChaC cation transport regulator homolog 2. Gene Ontology annotation, molecular function: gamma-glutamylcyclotransferase activity; glutathione specific gamma-glutamylcyclotransferase activity. The transcript has 3 exons. Gene Ontology annotation, biological process: glutathione catabolic process. Gene Ontology annotation, cellular component: cytoplasm. The record is from RefSeq and is a predicted model, not a curated record. Bases 64 to 630 code for a protein of 188 amino acids. NCBI's taxonomy places the organism in Eukaryota, Metazoa, Chordata, Mammalia, Primates, Galagidae.
GGUUACUCGCAUCUGGGAAGUUGCAGUCUCAAGGUGCAACAGAGAGACCACAGCGGAACGUCCAUGGCCACUGUGGCAGAGGAGCAGGGAAAGAUGUGGGUAUUUGGUUACGGGUCCCUGAUCUGGAAGGUGGACUUCCCCUAUCAGGACAAGCUGGUCGGAUACAUCACAAACUACAGCAGGCGCUUCUGGCAGGGCAGCACGGACCACCGCGGGGUCCCUGGCAAGCCUGGAAGAGUGGUGACUCUCGUUGAAGAUCCUGGGGGUUGUGUAUGGGGUGUAGCUUACAAAUUGCCAAUGGGAAAGGAAGAAGAAGUAAAAGCAUACCUUGACUUCAGAGAGAAAGGAGGCUAUAGGACCACAACGGUCGUUUUUUAUCCCAAAGAUUCCACAACAAAACCAUUCAGUGUGUUGCUAUAUAUUGGAACAUGCGAUAAUCCUAAUUACCUUGGUCCUGCACCUCUGGAAGACAUUGCUGAACAAAUUUUUAAUGCAGCUGGUCCAAGUGGAAGAAACACAGAGUAUCUUUUUGAACUUGCCAAUUCUAUUAGGAACCUUGUGCCAGAAGAUGCAGAUGAGCAUCUUUUCUCUUUGGAAAAAUUAGUAAAGGAACGUUUAGAAGGAAAAUAAAACCUAAAUUUCAUGUAAAGACUUACUGACUUUUCCAAACAGCUUUUAGUCUUCAGAGAAUUCACUUCAAUGUACAAUGAUAAUAUAGUUUGAAAAUGUGCUUACUUAAAAGUUCUUAUUUUAAUGUAAUCAGGAUAUUAUCUAAAUUUACAGAUUAAUUUUAAGUGUCCUGAA